This is a messenger RNA of Stegodyphus dumicola, 1638 nucleotides long. RefSeq lists its product as uncharacterized. NCBI's taxonomy places the organism in Eukaryota, Metazoa, Arthropoda, Arachnida, Araneae, Eresidae. The record is from RefSeq and is a predicted model, not a curated record.
AUGGUUAUUGGUGGUGAUGUUAACGCUCACCACCUGUCAUGGGGCAGUUCUGAUACUAAUCCUAGAGGAGAAAAACUCAUGGAACUUAUAAUGUAUACCAACCUAACUUGGGCUUUUCAGAAACCACACGAGUCAGUGCGCCAAUUUGCAGCACGUAUAGAGGCUCUUUCGUACAAAACUGUACCAGUGGAAAGAAGCAGUGACCCUGCAGCAGAAGCACAGAGGCAGGAUUUACUUCUGUCAGUGUUUAUCGAAGGAUUGCAAUUGCAUUUGCGACGCUUGUUGCUGCCACAGAAUCACAAAACUUUUGCAUCUGCUAAACAGCAUGCAAUUAUUGAGGAAGACAUGUGGGCUAAGAGCCAUGCUAGUAGUGAUUUUGCAACAGCUGAGGUUAGAGCGGUGAAUGCUGCUAAGCCAGCAAACGAAAAGUCAGUUACAACACCAUCAGUAACCAACUCAGAGCUCACUACAGCUAUUAAAAUGCAACAAGAAAAUAUAGCUCAGCUUACUAAAAUGAUGGGCUCUCUUCAAACACAGGUGCAGAGUUUAAUAUCACAAGGUACUCGUUCAAGACCCAUACAGCCUCGUUGUUACAGAUGCAACAGAAUAGGGCAUGUUAGCAGGGACUGUUAUGCAAAUAUUGUGCCUAAUCAGCACUCUAGACAGGGUCAACACAGAUUUAGAAAUAACCAAACAGCCAAGGAAGGAGACAUCCUAAUAACACCACACCAGCUGUUUCGGUAUGGUGCUUUAUUAGGAACUAAAUUUCUUGCAGACAAUAAUAUGCAUUUGGAUUUCUCCACUUCUCAACUGUUAGGAUCAAAUGUAAUUCUUAAAUGGAAUCUAAGUCAGCCUAGUGCUAUGAAUAGUAAUGUUUUCUCUACUUCAGUUUCUCAGUCAUUUUGUUACUCUGUAACCAAACAUAAAUUACCACCUUUUUCAGAAAAUAUCAUUAAGCUCACUGCUCGUUCUGCAAAUUUUACUACUGAUACUGUUUUGAUUGAACCUUUAAUAGAACAUGCUCAAAGAAUGAAAUUGGCCAGUGCCCAACCUGUGAAUGUCAUCACACAUAACUCUGAACUUGUAAACAAUACCACCAUAGAAACAGGUGAGGAUUUCGAGUCUUGGGGUGGUGAAUUUGAUCUUACACAUUUACCUGAGCAGCAACAACAACAAUUAUCACACCUUCUCAAUCAGUAUAGUAACAUCUUUGCUGCCUCAGUCACUGAGUUAACAGGGUGUGACACCAUCUUACACAACAUCAACUUGCGUGAUAAUAUUCCUGUUAGGCAAAAGCCUUAUAAAGUACCUUACCAUCUCAGGGAUGAACUAGAUAGACAGGUGGCAGAGCUGCUUGAAGCCAACAUCAUUCAAGAAAGUGACAGCCCUUACAGUGCUCCUGUUUUAUUUGUUAAGAAAGCGGAUAACACCUACCGUUUAGUCACUGACUUCCGCAAGUUGAAUGAGAAAACGAUAGAAGACAGUUUUCCUCUGCCUUCCAUGAUUGAGUUGAUAGAACAGUUAGGAGAUUCGAAUUAUUUUUCCACACUUGAUUUAACUUCAGGGUUUUUCCAGAUGAAAAUUCAUCCUGAUGACACCUUCAAAAGUGGUUUUCUCGACUCCUUCUGGGCACUAUGA